CAUACUUUUGUGUUCGGAAAAAAAUCCGACCCGACCCAUAAAGUUGCAAUCCCUUCUCCACUCUGAACUUGUAAGUCGGAGCCGUAGAGCUUUAGCGGCUCCAGAGACCGUUAAUUGUGUAGUUGCCCCCCCAGAACUGGAGGAAUUUGGGUAAGUGGUCAGAUUGCCGCUAAAUUCCGCUAAUUCCCUGAAGUGGGGAGAAAAAAAAGACUGGAACUUGGGGGAAUACUCACAAUAUCGUUUUAUAUUACUCAAGUUUGAUUGGGUUUUCAUAUUGCUCUCAAGUCUCUGUUUAUCAAGGUGACUUUGAGCAUGGUGUGGUGUGUUAAUUGUGCACAGGACAAGCCGACUAAAGAUGUGGAUGGUAAAAUAUGUUGUUCCUUUUGUGGAAAAGUACUUGAAGAAGAUAAUUUCUCUAUCGAGCCCACUUUUGUCAAGAAUGCUUCUGGACAGAGCCAAUUGUCAGGAAGCAGGGUGAGCACUGUCCAAAGUAAUUAUUCAGCUUCACGCGAAAGAACACUAAAAGAAGCAUAUGAGGGUAUAGAGGGUAUGCUUUGUGGGCUAGGAAUUGAUGGUGGUGAGUCAAUAGCUCAUCCAGCUUUGUCCUUCUAUAAGAUAGCAGUUGAAAAGAGUUUCACAAAGGGGCGUAGGAAAGAGCAAGUUCAAGCUGCUUGUCUUUACAUUGCAUGUAGGGAGAACAAAAAGCCAUUCCUACUCAUUGACUUUUCCGAGUACUUGAGGAUAAAUGUGUACAUAUUAGGAGCUGUGUUCUUACAGCUUUGCAAGAUUCUACACCUUGAAGAGCACCCAAUUGUUCAAAAACCUGUGGAUCCAAGCCUGUUCAUUCAUCGAUUCACUGAUCGUUUAUUUGGGGGAAGGCACCCAAACAUUUCUAGAUCUGCUCUUCACAUUUUGGCCAGCAUGAAGCGAGAUUGGAUGCAGACAGGGAGAAAGCCAAGUGGGUUAUGUGGAGCUGCACUGUACAUUGCUUCUCUUUCACAUGGACUGAGUUGUUCUAAAUCAGAAAUUAUCAAAGUGGUGCACAUUUGCGAAGCAACAUUGACAAAGCGUUUGAUUGAAUUUGAAAACACAGAAUCUGGAAGCUUAACGAUUGAUGAGUUCAAUACAAGAGCUGAGGAGCUUGAGAAAGAAGAGACACUGUCCCUGCAACUUUAUUCGGGGUCAAAAGGAUCUGGGAUCACAGAAGUGCUAUGUGAACACAAGAAAAGUGUGAAGCUGCCGUUUGCCCAUGGCCUUUGUGAACGUUGUUAUACUGACUUUGUAAAACUUUCAGGUGGGCUUGAUGGAGGAUCUGAACCUCCAUCCUUCCAACGUGCUGAGAGGGAAAGAUUAAUGGCAAAACAAGAUGCUGAAGAAAUUGCGGGGGAUCCAAGUUUUCCCAUGUCCAACCAGAUGGAGAACAAUGUCCGCGAGUAUUUAGAGCCUGAAAAGGGAGGGAACACCCAGUGUGUGAAAAAUGUGCAUAAAUCAGGAUCUGAGCAAGUUGGGUCAUUCUCAGUGGUUAAAACUGAUCAUAUUGCGACUCCUGAUACAUUACAUGGCAUGGAUGGUAUUGAUCAUGAUGAAUCAGAGAACUUUUCCGAUAUCGAUGAUGCAGAGGUUGACAGUUAUCUUCACAAUGAGCAGGAAAAGCACUACAAGAAGAUCAUUUGGGAAACAAUGAACCGAGAAUAUCUUGAGGAACAAGCAGCCAAGGAAGCGGCUGCAUUAGAAGCCAAGAAGCAUCAUGAGUUCAUUUUAGCUAACUGUCCAGAGGAUGUACAGAAGUUUGCUGCUGCUACCGCUGCUUCUGUUGCAAAAUCAAAAAAGGAAAAACAACAGAAAAGGGCUGCAGAAUUGAAAAAUUCUGGCCCCGCUCAAACCGCUACAGAAGCAACAAAGCAAAUGUUAGCUAAAAAGAGGCUGAGCUCUAAGAUCAACUACGAUGUGCUAGAGAAGCUUUUUGAUGAUUCUGCAACUGAGAACCCAAAGAAAGCUCGAACUGCUUACGAUUCAAUGGAUGAUAAUGGGGUAAAGAGCGACAAAAUUGAUCCGGAAGUAGAUGAGACUUACGAAGAGGCAUUUGGCGAGGAUGUGCAUUACGGUGAGGAUGUUGGAGGAUAUGACUAUGAUCAACACUAUGAUUUGGACGAUUAUUGAAUUAAUCUGCAUUCCAUAUGGCUGGUCUCCCCUUAGAAAUAGAGGAUACAAGAUGUCAGAUAACACAUUUUCCUUCACUUGUAUUAGGAAUUGUAUGGCCUUGAUAGCUAAUUGCAUCUCAAAGUUAUUUUGUUUUAAAUAUCAUUGAUUCAUUUAUUUCCUGUGAACACUUCCCAUUGCUGGAACGUUAAAAAGUGUGUAUGAGCUUUACUUGAGAGAGAGUUCCGUUCUUACU
Solanum dulcamara is the source of this 2395-nucleotide messenger RNA. Its product is annotated as transcription factor IIIB 60 kDa subunit. NCBI's taxonomy places the organism in Eukaryota, Viridiplantae, Streptophyta, Magnoliopsida, Solanales, Solanaceae. The transcript has 20 exons. Gene Ontology annotation, biological process: transcription by RNA polymerase III; transcription preinitiation complex assembly; DNA-templated transcription initiation. Gene Ontology annotation, molecular function: RNA polymerase III general transcription initiation factor activity; RNA polymerase III type 3 promoter sequence-specific DNA binding; TBP-class protein binding. The record is from RefSeq and is a predicted model, not a curated record. Gene Ontology annotation, cellular component: transcription factor TFIIIB complex; transcription preinitiation complex; nucleus. The coding region runs from base 313 to 2160 and encodes 615 amino acids.